This is a messenger RNA of Fonsecaea nubica, 954 nucleotides long. Its product is annotated as ATP phosphoribosyltransferase. Gene Ontology annotation, molecular function: ATP phosphoribosyltransferase activity; magnesium ion binding. Gene Ontology annotation, biological process: L-histidine biosynthetic process. The coding region runs from base 1 to 954 and encodes 317 amino acids. NCBI's taxonomy places the organism in Eukaryota, Fungi, Ascomycota, Eurotiomycetes, Chaetothyriales, Herpotrichiellaceae. Gene Ontology annotation, cellular component: cytoplasm. The transcript has a single exon. The record is from RefSeq and is a predicted model, not a curated record.
AUGGACCUCGUCAACCACCUUUCAGACCGGCUCCUCUUCGCGGUGCCCAAAAAAGGACGUCUGCAGGCCGCGACUCUCGAUCUCCUGGCUGGAUCAGACAUCCAAUUUCGGAGAGAAACCAGACUCGACAUCGCCCUGGUGAAGAAUCAUCCGCUGGCACUUAUUUUCUUACCUGCCGCGGACAUUCCCACGUUCGUGGGCGAAGGACGAGUCGACCUUGGAAUCACGGGACGGGAUCAAGUUGCAGAGCAUGACGCCCAUCUUGCGCUAGGUGAGCAAUCCGGAGUGGAGGAAAUCAUGGACCUGGGAUUUGGCAGAUGUAGACUGCAGGUCCAGGUGCCCGAGAAAGGUCCCAUCCAGGAUGUCAAGGACCUGGUCGGCAAGAACAUCGUGACGAGUUUUACAGGUCUUGCCGAAGACUACUUUGCACGCUUAGAAGGUAUGGGCGGCCGAAAGGAGAGCAUAAAUGGCACAGCUAGCCCGAUCCCAAAGCUGAAGACGAAGAUCAAAUUCGUGGGCGGCAGUGUGGAAGCAGCUUGCGCCCUGGGCGUGGCAGACGGAAUCGUCGACCUGGUCGAGUCCGGGGAGACGAUGCGAGCAGCAGGCCUCAAAGCCAUCGAGACGGUGGUCGAGAGCACGGCCGUCUUGAUCAAGUCGAAAUCCGUCUCGAACGAAGAACUUGUCAACAAGAUCGCCGCCCGGAUACGAGGGGUUAUCACUGCACAGAAAUACAUCUUGUGUCAGUAUAAUGUGCCACGAGCCAAAUUGGCGGAAGCCACCAAGAUUACCCCAGGCAAGCGGGCUCCUACGAUAACGGCGUUGGAGGAACCGGACUGGGUGGCCGUGAGUGCCAUGGUCGAAAAGCAGCGUAUUGCGACAGUCAUGGAUGAGUUGACAGGGGUGGGUGCGACGGAUAUUUUGGUCUUGGACAUUGCAAAUUCUCGAACGGGUUGA